UAUUUGUGGAUAAGAAUCUCUGGUGGAUGUCACAACACAAACACAUGACCGCUACAGUACAAAGUAAACUGCUGCUACUUCAUCACCUGCUUGGAAGCCAACCAUGCAACUCAUUCUCUCCCUUAGUGUUUCUCGAUUGCCCAACUCAACAGGUACCCACGAAACUUCUUUCUCACCUGUAACAAUGUAAACUUUACUUGAUUUUAGUGAGGUGGUGUAUAAAAGUUGUUUCCCAGCUCAAACUCCUCAACCUUUGAACUUGAUCAAAAAUGACAUUGAAUGCUGUGUAUCUAUUUCUUUGCUUUUUCUUUUCUUUAAGCAGACAGUCCUAUCGAAAUUCAACUGCUAGAUUUCUACCUUUUAAGUCAUCUGAUGCUAAUUAUUUCAUGUAAACUCAAUCAGAAAUUGUUGUUCCUUUUGCAUAAAUAUAUUGUUGUGUUGCAUUACAAUUUAGAUGUGAUUGGGUGUUUAUAUGACUGGCUAUGUGUUAUUGCAUAUGAAAACUCUUUCCCGUAAUGAUUCUUUGGUAGGUUGCCUUUGGCGUUGGGUAUAUGUAAACAUGGAUAGUAAAUUACUUCAGAACAUCAACAUGCCAUUCAUUUUCAAGAUCCAUGAAAUUGGAACUCUUUCAUUCUGUUUCACUAAGCCAGUUACUAUCAAUUCGCUGCAUGAUAUUUAAUUCUAAUAAAUAGUAAUAAUAUUGCUUAAUUGGUGAACAACAAAUCUACUAUGGUUGUUUCACGCAAGUACAGGAAAAUUCUUUGAAGUGUAAUGUAAAACCAUAUAAUGGAUGUUUAUUGAAAGAUUUAAGUUAAAGUUUAGACGGUAAUUCAUAUGCCUCCCAAACUUGUAUUCAUUGGACUCAUUAUUGAUUAAUCCAACACUUUUUGAUGUUUUGCCUAGCUUUUAUCCUGUAGACAGUUCUUUGAUUCUUUCUAUUCUAGACAUUAAUUUGAACCGCAAGACAAAUCAAUAGACUGUGUGUCUGGUGUGGUGGCCUAAGAAAGUCAGAAGCAGGGAGAAAAAAUUGGUGAUUUUGGCUAAGUGAGGGUUCAUAUUUUCAUGGGUAAGCAGCAAGAGGGAACAACCAUUAGCAAGAAGCUGGUUGAAGCAUCACCAAGAGUGGAAUCACGUGUGCAUGAGAAGGACCAAAUACUUUCAGUUCCAACUUCCGUGGACUCGCAAACUCAAUCUCGUUGCCUUGUCUGUUUGGGCAACAAUGGUUGCAGGACAGUUCGUUCGAGAACCAAAUUGAUGAAUAUUUUGGUUGAAAGGGGGAAGCCUCAUGAAGCCCAUUACAUUUUCAGAAGUUUAAUAGAAGAGGGGCACAAACCAACUCUUAUUACAUACACGGCUCUUGUAGCUGCCUUGACUCGCCAGAAAAGAUUCAGGUCCAUUCUCCCACUGCUCUCCAAAGUGGAAAAAAAUGGUAUGAAGCCUGAUUCAAUACUCUUCAAUGCCAUGAUCAAUGCCUUCUCUGAAUCUGGAAAUGUAGAUCAAGCCAUGAAAGUCUAUCAGAAAAUGAAGGAUAGUGGAUGUAAGCCCACAACCAGCACCUUUAAUACCCUUAUUAAAGGAUAUGGAAAUGUUGGUAAGCCUGAAGAAUCUCUGAAAUUACUAGAGCUAAUGUCACAGGAUCAAAAUCUAAAACCAAAUGACAGAACUUACAAUAUUCUUGUUAGAGCCUGGUGUAACAAAAAGAACAUAGAAGAAGCAUGGAAUGUGGUGUACAAGAUGGUGGCAUCCGGUAUGCAACCUGAUGUUGUCACUUACAACACAUUAGCUAGGGCUUAUGCUCAGAAUCAGGAGUCGUAUCGUGCUGAACAAAUUAUUUUUGAGAUGCAUAACAAUCGAUUGCGGCCAAAUGUACGAACUUGUGGUAUCAUUGUGAGUGGGUACUGUAAAGAAGGCAAUAUGGAAGAUGCAAUGAGGUUUGUGUAUAGAAUGAAGGAGCUUGGGGUGCAUCCGAAUCUUGUUGUUUUCAACUCUCUUAUCAAAGGAUUUCUUGACACUACUGAUACUGAUGGAGUUAAUGAGGCACUCACAUUGAUGGAAGAAUUUGGGGUCAAACCGGAUGUCGUAACAUUUAGCACAAUCAUGGACGCUUGGAGCUCAACUGGGCUUAUGGACAAAUGCCAGGAGAUCUCCAAUGACAUGGUAAAGGCUGGUAUAGAACCUGACAUCCAUGCAUUUAGCAUCCUUGCGAAAGGCUAUGUGCGUGCUGGAGACCCACAGAAGGCUGAGUCAGUCCUGAUUUCAAUGGACAGAUCUGAUGUGCUCCCCAAUGUUGUUAUCUUCACUACUAUCAUCAGUGGGUGGUGCAGUGCAGGAAAAAUGGAGCAUGCAAUGAGUAUUUUUGAGAAAAUGCAUGAACUUGGCAUUUCUCCCAAUUUGAAGACUUAUGAAACUCUGAUAUGGGGAUAUGGAGAAGCAAAACAACCUUGGAAAGCAGAAGAAUUGCUGCAAACAAUGGAAGAGGAGGGUGUGCGUCCUAAGAAGAGCACUAUCCAACUUGUUGCUGAUGCAUGGCGUGCCAUUGGUCUGCUGAGUGAUGCUAAGAGAGUUUUAAGUGACACACAAGAAGAACGGCUGCCAAAUAGAAAGAAGGAUGAGAUACCGGUGGAAAGCUUGGAGAGGAUUUAUAAGAAGCAAAAUCUUAGUGCUUCUAAUUCUCACGGUUUGCAGAUACCCGGAGUGGCGGCAAGUGACCAAAAUGGGUUUCCAGCUGCUAAAAUUAGAAGCCAAAUAGUUCUGCAAAAUUCUGGAUUUUCAUCUGAAACUGUAUGGACUGCUACUAAAUCCUUGUUCAACCAAACAUGUGCAUUCCGGGUGCAGCCACUGGUUUGCAGGAAGCAAUCUGAAAGUCAGAUGGGGAUAUGUGGGCAGUUUGUAAAUGGUUAUAGAUUGGUGUUCAUAAGCUGAUGACUGCUGUGAUCGUAUUUCAACUGACAUGCUUUUACACACUGAAGAUCAAGGUGGAUUUAUUGGCUCCUGAUGAUAAUUCGCUAUAAAGUGUUGUAGAUAUUGAAAAUUGAUGUUUUACAAUUUAUACCUCUAUUUCUACUGGUCUCAUUGAUUACACAACUCAGUUUCUAAGAGACGGCCAUGUAAUUUUUCUACCAUUGGAAUGUAUACAAUGUGGAUAAUCCAACUGUGAUAAUUGUUCAUUGAUUACAGAAAACCA
Pistacia vera is the source of this 3184-nucleotide messenger RNA. RefSeq names its product pentatricopeptide repeat-containing protein At5g21222-like. Bases 1063 to 2922 code for a protein of 619 amino acids. The transcript is spliced from 4 exons. Gene Ontology annotation, molecular function: protein binding. The record is from RefSeq and is a predicted model, not a curated record. NCBI's taxonomy places the organism in Eukaryota, Viridiplantae, Streptophyta, Magnoliopsida, Sapindales, Anacardiaceae.